Messenger RNA from Diachasmimorpha longicaudata, 1944 nucleotides. RefSeq names its product regulator of chromosome condensation (gene Rcc1). Bases 240 to 1535 code for a protein of 431 amino acids. The transcript is spliced from 5 exons. The record is from RefSeq and is a predicted model, not a curated record. NCBI's taxonomy places the organism in Eukaryota, Metazoa, Arthropoda, Insecta, Hymenoptera, Braconidae. Gene Ontology annotation, molecular function: guanyl-nucleotide exchange factor activity. Gene Ontology annotation, cellular component: cytoplasm.
UUUUUGUGGCCCUAGAAAAAUCAAAGAAUUUAGAUUCAUUCUAGUUUACCCAUGAAUUACUCCACUACACUACUAGUAGAUUCGAACAACCGGAAACAUAUGUUCUUAGUGCGCUCAGUUCGUUGAGACCAACUGCCCGAAAUACUUUUCAACCGUCCGGAGUGCUAACAACCAGAUUUUUGGCGCCAACCGACUUUUCCACCGAAAAAUAUCGUUAUUGAGUUGGAAAUUAAGAAAAAAUGCCGCCAAAGAAGGGUCUCAAACGGACUGCCUCAUCAGCAUCAAGCGAUGGAAAGCCCUCAAAGAACCCCAGAAAGAAAGAAGAGCUGAUUGUAAAACCAGACUUACGACAUGUGACCACUGCCGGAGUCGUCCUGGCUGUAGGUCAGAACGACGUGGGACAGUUGGGGUUAGGGGAAGAUAUUCCGGAGAAGACACGUCCAGCAGUCAUUCCACAUUGCAAUGAAAUCAUAGCUAUUGCUGCUGGGGGUAUGCACAAUGUUUGUUUGACGAAGGCAGGAAAAAUUCUGACAUUUGGAUGCAAUGAUGAGGGGGCCUUGGGUAGAGAUACGUCGGUGGAAGGAUCUGAGUGUGAGCCAGGACCUGUUGAUUUGGAUGGAAAGGUUGUGCAGGUAACGGCUGGGGAUUCUCACAGCGCUGCCCUGCUCGAUGAUGGACGAGUCUUCGCCUGGGGGUCGUUCCGGGACGCACAUGGAGCAAUGGGUUUGACAAUUCGUGGUAACGAACGCCUCCCAGUAGAAUUAUUACCAUCAAUAAAAAUAGCAAAAAUAGCAUCAGGUGCUGAUCACUUAGUCAUGUUAACUCAGAAUGGUCGUGUAUAUACAUGUGGUUGUGGUGAACAAGGACAACUGGGCCGUGUUGCAUCACGAACUGCAGAUAGGCACAAUCGUCAUGGGGUUGAGCACCUCUUAAAACCAGAUUUAGUUGAAUUCAAAGUGUCAAAGAAACUGGAAUUUGAGGAUAUCUGGGCAGGAUCGUACUGUACAUUCGCCAAGGAGCACAAGAGGGGAGAUAUCUACGUGUUUGGGUUGAAUAACUAUCAUCAGAUUGGCUUGGAGGACACUAUUCCCUACUUCCACCCAAAACUAUCAAAAGCCUUCCUUGGAAAUAAGUGGCAGCUCAUCAGUUCUGGAAUGCAUCACACAAUUGCUCUUGAUGAUAAUGGGGAAGUGUUUGUACUUGGACGUAAAGAGUAUGGGAGACUUGGACUUGGACCUGAUGCAACUGACGUCGAUGUCCUGACUAAAAUUGAUAAAUUUCAAACUGAGAAGAUUAUUGACGUUGCAGCCGGCAGUGCACAAUCUUUUGCUAUUACCAAUUCAGGCCAACUCUACGCAUGGGGAAUGGGAAGUAAUUCACAGUUAGGCACAGGGGAAGAAGACGAUGUUGACACUCCAGUUUUAAUAAAGAGUAAACAACUGGAGGGAAAGACGGUAGUGAGAGUCGCUGGAGGUGGACAGCACACCCUCGUCCUCGCAAAUAGUCGCCCAGUGAAGGAUAAAACCGCUGGUUAACACUUCCACCACCCUUUAAAUAAAAUCAAGAAGUGCCCCCAUGAACGUUUGUACUGAACGUUUCAUCGUUCGUAGGAACUAAUGGAUUUCAAUUGCAACGAGUGCUCUUGUUUAAGAAAGAUUGAUUUUGUAGUUUUUUUGUGAGUGGAGUUAUGUACACACGUUAAUUCUCAUCUUGUUAUGAAAUCAUUGGUUGGAUUACUGUGACACGAUAUUGAAAGAAACAAUUUUGAGUUAAUAAAUUUUCUACUUAAUUAUCAGUAGGAAUGACGUAAUUAUACCUAAUUGUAAGGUACUCGGUAAAAGGUAAUUCUUUCAUUUUGUGUUGAUCUUUGACUAUUUGUAACAGCAUUUGUUUUUCAUUAUUAUUGAAAUCAACUGAAUAACAAUUGAGAUAUUUUUCAAAUGA